This is a messenger RNA of Brettanomyces nanus, 2055 nucleotides long. RefSeq lists its product as uncharacterized. Gene Ontology annotation, biological process: glycerophospholipid catabolic process. Lineage: Eukaryota; Fungi; Ascomycota; Pichiomycetes; Pichiales; Pichiaceae. The transcript has a single exon. Bases 1 to 2055 code for a protein of 684 amino acids. Gene Ontology annotation, molecular function: A2-type glycerophospholipase activity. Gene Ontology annotation, cellular component: plasma membrane; cytosol; extracellular region. The record is from RefSeq and is a predicted model, not a curated record.
AUGAAGCUGUUACCUCAAUCGGCUUUUGCAUUGAUCGCAUCUUUUGUGUCCCUUACGGCAGCAAACUACGCUCCAUCCUAUGGCAAAUGUCCAUCUAAGAACGUUAUGGUUCCUCCUGGAGGACAAUCUGAGGGAUUGUUGAGGAAGAACACUUUGCUUUCUGAAAAUGAAUACGAAUGGGUCCAGGGUAGAAGAAAUAAAACCACUUCCAACCUCGUCGACUUCUUGAAUGGACUCAACUUGACUGACUUCGAUGGUGAUAACUACUUCGACGAUUAUUUUGAGAAUGGAAACGACAGCCAAUCCACAAUCAAUGUGGGACUCUCCUUCUCUGGUGGCUCUUUCAGGGCUUUGCUAACCGGUGCCGGAGAGAUAUCAGCUCUCGAUUCGAGAACGAAAUCUUCAGGAAAUUCGACCGGUUUGCAAGGAUUGUUGGAUUCUGCUGUCUAUCUUUCUGCACUUUCCGGAGGAUCUAUCAUGCUUUCUUCUUUGAUUUUCCAGAACUGGUCUUCUGUCGACCAAAUUCUCGACAAUAAUGAAAUUUGGAACUUUACUGAGUCUCCCGUGUCUACAGAUCUUACAUUCUGGGCCAAUCUACUUUCAGAGGCUAAAGUGAGAGAAACCGCCGGCUAUGAUAUAACCCUUAUCGAUCUUUUCGGUCGGAUUUUAUCGAAGUAUAUGUUUGCUAACUAUGAAGAUGACGGUGACGAUCUCGCCUGGUCAGAAAUCCAAACAAUGGAUGCCUUCGUUGACCACGAGAUGCCAUAUCCAAUGAUUCUUGCCACUGGUGGAGUCGAUUCCAACAUGUCAGACUUUUCGUAUAAUGUGUUUGAGAUUUCUCCUUAUGAGUUUGGUUCCUGGUCUCCAUUUGUUGGUGGUUUCACUGAAAUGGAGUAUUUGGGUACCUCCUACAAGGCCGGUAAGCCAGCUAACUCUUCCAAACAAUGCACUGUGAAGUUUGAUAAUGCCGGCUUAAUGGUGGCUUACUCAUCUGAUUUCAUUGCUGCCUGGUCCGAAUACUUGCCAGAGAUCACCAGUGGUAACCAAACCGCACUUGACGCACUAACGGAUAGUGAAAGUGGAACCAUGCUCGGAUCUAGUUUCAACGUCUCUGUCAGCACGUUGAGUUCUUUGUUCAACAUGGUGAAUACAGACACUCAGGAUGUUUUAUAUGCACUCAUGGCUAAUCCUUUCUUUGAAUCCACCUUGCCAUCCAACGAGUCCGACAUACCCUCAAAUAAAACGUUGAAGUUGGUUGACGGCGGACUCUUUGAUGAAGGUGUUCCCAUGGAUCCCUUCUUGGUUCCUGCUAGAGAGGUGGAUGUAGUUUUUGCCUACGAUAAUAGCGGUGAUACCAACGACACCUGGCCUGACGGCACUUCUUUACUUGCUACUAAGCGCAGAUGGGAAAAAUCAUUCCCUGACGAUAAUUUCUAUGAUAUUCCAGACAGUGCAGACGAUUUCAUUGCUCAAGGAUUGAACACUCGUCCUGUUUUCUUUGGAUGCAAUGGUACUUCGUUGAUUACAGACGAAAUUGAAGGAGAUAACGCAGAUGAAUUUAACUACAUGAAACCUUUGUUGGUGUAUAUUCCUAACACAAAUAUGACAGAACUAUCAAAUACCUCUAGGGUUGUUUUCACCGACGAGGAGCGGGACUCAAUGAUUCAGGGUGGCUUUGAAGUGGCCACCAGAUUGAAUUUUACUUUGGAUGAUGAGUUUGCACAAUGUGCAGGAUGCGCCAUCUUAAGACGGUCUAUGGAGAGGAGAAACACCGAUUUUGGAAAACAAUGCCAAAGAUGCUUUGACAAAUAUUGCUAUGAUAGUGGUAACGAGAAUACCCAAAAUCUUGAUGAAGAAAACCUACCAACAUCUUUGUAUGGUAAUGGUAACGGCAGUACUGCUUCAAGCUCUGCUACGGGUACAGCUACAGGUACAGCUACCUCUUCAGCCACUACAACUUCUACUUCAUCCUCCAAAGGUGGUGCUGAAUCUAGCGUUAAUCCAAAACACUCAUUCUGGCUAGGAUUGAUGGUUAUGAUGCUAUGGCAAUUGUAA